Colletotrichum chrysophilum is the source of this 693-nucleotide messenger RNA. RefSeq lists its product as uncharacterized. The transcript is spliced from 2 exons. NCBI's taxonomy places the organism in Eukaryota, Fungi, Ascomycota, Sordariomycetes, Glomerellales, Glomerellaceae. The record is from RefSeq and is a predicted model, not a curated record. Gene Ontology annotation, molecular function: acyltransferase activity, transferring groups other than amino-acyl groups. Bases 1 to 693 code for a protein of 230 amino acids.
AUGGGUCUUACCGUCCUACCCGCUUUAAUCCCCGACCUCCCCAAGGUAUACGAUGCAUACUUUGCAGCGUUCAAGGGGGACGCCAUCCUCAGUCUCCUGUUCCCGGGGGGCACGGAGGGCGAGGACUUCCGCGCAGAGCACACCAAGAACACGGUCGAUUAUUGGCACAAGAGCCCUACUCAGUACACGCUCAAGUGCGUCGACUCGGAGACCGGCGAGAUCGUCGGUAUGGCCCUGUGGGAUGUAUUCCUCAAGGAGCGUACCUACGAUGAAUACAAGUUCCCUGGCAUUACUUGGCUCAAGGGCGAGGAGAGAGCGAGAGCUGAAGAGUUGAUCACCCCCAUCUGUGAUGUGAAGGCGAAGCUCUGGGGUGGCCGGCCGCACGUUUACUGCCAUGUUAUUGCUGUUAGGCCAGAGCACCAGAGAAGAGGUGUUGGCGCGCUCCUGACAAAAUGGGGCCUCGAUAUGGCCGAGCUGGCGGGGCUUCCCGUUUACCUUGAAUCGUCACCGCUCGGUUACCCGCUUUAUCAGCGAUUAGGUUUUGAGACGCUGGACGAUAAGGUCGUCCACCGAGCGGCGUUGGUGGGCAAGGAGAAGGACGUCGAGAUUCCUUUGAUGGUCAAGAUGCCAUCAAACGCCAAGGGAAUGUCAUUCAAGGAGUGGCGAUCUCAAGGAUACCCGCCCUUGAAGUGA